Messenger RNA from Suillus bovinus, 1560 nucleotides. RefSeq names its product S-adenosyl-L-methionine-dependent methyltransferase. The record is from RefSeq and is a predicted model, not a curated record. The transcript is spliced from 6 exons. The coding region runs from base 1 to 1560 and encodes 519 amino acids. Gene Ontology annotation, molecular function: tRNA (uracil(54)-C5)-methyltransferase activity, S-adenosyl methionine-dependent. Gene Ontology annotation, biological process: tRNA processing. Lineage: Eukaryota; Fungi; Basidiomycota; Agaricomycetes; Boletales; Suillaceae.
AUGGAUGAGUCAAAAGGAGAUACGAGUGUCCAAGUAGUAUCUGGGCCUUCCAAGAAAGUGUCGAAAUCAGCGAAGAGGAAACAGAAGCGUGUCUUGCCAGAGCCUUACUCCUCAGAAGAUGUCCUAUGGCGUGACAUAGUCGCACUGCUAGGAGAUGAUACAGUCGAUCGUGCUCUGCAACACGGCACCGAGUGGGAUUCGCCUUUUGAUUUCCGUGAAGAGGUGGAGGUGGAGGUAUCUGCAUUAUCUUCCAAUGGCGAUGCGCUGGCACGUUCCCCUGCAUCUUUUCCUCCUUGGGUAAUCGUUGCACCAUUUGCAUUACCAGGGGAACGAAUCCGUGUUCGAGUUUAUCGCAGUUCGCGUCUACAUUCAUUUGCCGACCUUGUCGAAGUCCUAUCACCGAACCUUGACCUGCGCGACGAUGGCCGUGCGAAGUGUCGCUACUUUGGUCAAUGUUCUGGUUGCCAGUAUCAGAUGCUUUCUUAUGAUACUCAACUCGGAAUCAAGCGCAGCGUAGUCAUCAAGGCUUAUGAAAAUUUCUCAAACCUUCCCAAGGAAACUAUCCCAGAGGUACUUCCAACAAUAGCCUCGCCACUUCAAUACGGCUAUCGUACAAAAAUAACACCGCAUUUUGAGGCCCCACCAAAAAAAGCACGCAAGGAAGCUGAAACUAGCUCGACCAAUUCAACAGAUAAGCCUACCUGGCUAAAAAUCGGAUUUAAUGAAAUCGGAAAGCGAACGGUGCUGGACAUCGAGGAGUGUCCUAUUGCAACUCCUGUGUUAAACGCAGCACUUGGACCUAUACGGGAAGAUAUAAUCAAGAAUAUCUGGGGCUACAAAAAAGGUGUUUCGUUGCUUCUACGCGACUCCAUCGAGCACCUGCCUUCCGAUAUAUCAUCUAUCCCUAGUGCGGAGGACGAAAAACACAUCUGUAUUACGAACCACAAGGAAACUGUCCGUGAACGCGUGGAUUCUACGUAUUUCGAGUUUCCGGGACAUUCAUUCUUCCAAAACAACAAUUCCGUGCUUGUUCCACUCACCUCAUACGUAAAAGACGCGAUCUUCCCUUCUUCGAAAUCGUCCGGGCCCACGCAUCUUGUGGAUGCAUACUGCGGUUCAGGUCUCUUCUCACUGAUGCUUGCGCCACAUUUCGACAUCGUCGCAGGCAUCGAGCUUUCCACCGAGUCAAUCAAGUCGGCUACUGCGAAUGCUGUUAUUAACUGCCUCCCGGAAGGGAAAUGCUCUUUUCUGGCGGGUGACGCUGCGAACAUAUUCUCGACAGUUUCGCACUUCCCCCCAGACAAAACGGCGUUGAUCAUAGAUCCUCCACGCAAGGGCUCUGAUGAAGCAUUCAUAGAACAAUUGGUUCGCUUCGCAUGUAGCACCGUGGUAUAUGUGAGCUGCAAUGUGCAUACACAAGCGCGUGAUAUAGGGAUGAUUAUAGAUCGCAUGGAGCGAGAAGGGGGUGGGAGGAAAUAUGUCCUGGAGAGUUUGAGGGGUUUUGAUCUAUUCCCACAGACUGCGCAUGUUGAGAGCGUAGCGGUGUUAAGGUUGGUUUAG